GGUGUGGCUCACUUGAGAUUCUUGACCAUCGUUCAUUUCCAGGCUGAAACAUGGCUUCCCAGUGUGAGGAGAACAAGCAUGACAAGCCUAUUGUGUACCAAGAGGAGCUGCUCCAUCCUGAACUGCAGCAAAUGAUAGAUGAAAAUUUCACUAUAGUUUGGCCUGACCAAGUAGACAAGUUCAGAAAGAAGAUUGUCGCACUGUUGGUGUGCAAAAACCCAAGUCCUGUGAAUGGGGAGCUCUUGGACAAGUUCCCUGCUGUGAAGGUGGUUGGAAAAAAUGGUGUUGGUUAUGACGCUGUUGACGUUGGAGCAUGCAAGGCUAGAGGCAUCCGAAUAGGUAACACCCCAGGGACUCUAAAUGAUACUACGGCGGACAUGGCUUUUGCACUGUUGUUGGCGACAGCAAGACGGGUGUGUGAGGGAGAUCAUAUUUGUAGAGAUCCGGCAACAAAAUCCUUUGACUUGAACUCGUUUGGGUACCAAGUGAGUGGUCAGGUGAUGGGUAUCGUUGGAUUGGGGCGAAUCGGAAUGGAGGUAGCUAAGCGAGGAAGAGCAUUCUCCAUGACCGUGCUGUACCACAACAGAAGGCAAUGUGAUGGUGCUGUAGAGAAGGAAUUGUCUGUUUCUUAUAUUCCCUCGUUACACGAGCUUUUGCAGAAGUCCGAUUUUGUGGUAGUGGUGGUUCCUGGGAGUAAAGAAAAUGUUAAAUUGUUUGGCAAGACAGAAUUUGCUGCUAUGAAAAGGAGUGCUGUUUUCAUCAAUGUUUCAAGAGGUGUUGUUGUUGAUCAAGAUGCCCUUGUAGCUGCAUUAUCGUCCAAUCAAAUUGCAGCCGCUGGACUUGAUGUAACUACCCCCGAGCCAUUGCCACGAGACCACCCCCUUCUCAGUCUGUCGAAUGUAACCAUCACACCACACUGGGGCAGUGCUACACUUGUCACAAGGAAACGUAUGAUGGAGAUGACAAUCAAAAAUAUUCUUGCUGGAGUAAGAGGAGAGCCUAUGCCGGGGGAGGUACUGAACUAGAACCAUGUGUACUGCAACUACUGCUUCCCUUAAUAUUUAACCCGAGGCGCGUGGGCGGCCACGGGUUAUAGUAGUCUGUCUGUUUGUCUGUUUGUUUGUUACCCGAGGCCGUGCCGCGGCCAGCGGGUAUAGUAGUCUGUUGGUUUGUUUGUUUGUUUGUUUGUUUGUGAUGGGGUUUUCUACUCACCUGGAUGCCAUAGCGCUGCGUUUGCAGCAUAGAUAGCCUUCACACAACAAUAUCUUGAUUUAAAUAGUGGCAGAUUUUGAUGUUAAAGUUUCUUUGUCGAAUAAAAGCGAGCAAAAGCUAAACUUGCCCGUUGGCAGCUGCUAACUACACGCGGCCUUUAUUCGAGAUACCCUAUGUUACAUUGUGAUUUUUCCACAUGGGUUACUUACAGCUGACGUGAUCCUGUACCAGAAACAAUGGAACAGGGUCACUAAAGUAGAAAGCUAGAAUUACUACCUCUGCUGACUAGGUAUUUGCAGCUGAAGUGAUCCCGUAACAUGAAUAACUCUUUCCUUGGCAAUCUGUUGUAGAAAUUACAACAAUGGGUAAGGAAUCGUUAUGAUGAAUUAGAUGAAGUUGUAUGUGAGCUCCUCCCUGACAAACAAACUGUAGUCUAGGUAACCGCCUUAUCAGUCAAGUAGGCUAAAAAUCUGUGUCCUUUGAUGUAAGCUUUGAUGUCUCUUUGUGCAUAUGUAGUUAUAAAAAAAAAAAAAAAAAAAAAAGAAA
Molecule: messenger RNA, 1758 nt
Organism: Halichondria panicea
Lineage: Eukaryota; Metazoa; Porifera; Demospongiae; Suberitida; Halichondriidae
Product: probable 2-ketogluconate reductase
Exons: 2
Coding region: 51-1025 (324 amino acids)
Molecular function (GO): oxidoreductase activity, acting on the CH-OH group of donors, NAD or NADP as acceptor; NAD binding
Source: RefSeq, a predicted model, not a curated record